UACCUCCCUACUGUAUUUCGCCUUGUUCGAUUUUACUGAGGUAUAGCACAGGGUUACCAGCGAAAGCACGAGUGAUCCGUUACCGCCUCGAUGGCGCGCCGCCCAUCGUUAUGACCGCCAUGGAUGCGUCGCGUCACGCGCGAGUGCGCCUAGCGCCGCAGGACAGAUCGCAGCGAGGCGAUGGCGGCGGGGCGAGUGGUAAGGGCCGCGAGAGGGAGGGGGAGCGGGAGUCGCGCGAGUCGCGGCGGCGGCAGCUGCAGCGGUCGUUGGACGAGGCGCGGAAGCCAUUCGCGGCCGCCCUCGCCGUCGCCUGGAAAGGACCAUCGCCGUCAAUCCUUGCAUCCACGCGUCCUGCUUCAACUGCUGCUGCCACGUGGCAGGCAGCCGGUCCAUGGCAGGACACGUGGCAGUGGCAGUGGGCUUCCUGCGACACUGCCCUGCACAGUCAGCUUCUACGGCUUGCAGCGAUUGCUUGAGUUCGUGGCGACCAACGAGAUGCCUCUGUGGAGUGACGUGGCGUGCCGGCGAGCAGUGAAGGCGAGUGUGGCUGUCUGUUGAAUGGGGGUGAGGUGCAGGGCUCCUGGAUGGGUGCUGCUGGGCGAGGGGGUAGCGAGGGGGGAGUGGGGAUGGAGAGAGGUUAGGGGAAGGGCUAGUGGAUGUGAAAGGCACUUCUUGUGGCGUUCAACAACGUGCCAUUUAUAUGGGUGCAGCAGGUAGUGCAUGCAUGCAUGCCCGUCCACGUCGUCCACCCCUGUUGCCUCGGCUUGUACUGCACGCCAUUGGCUCCCUUGCCCACGUGCAUGCUAUUAUCUAACUCUCCCAAGGCGUCUUCCCUCGUUCACCUUCCCACGUGCGUUCCCUGCCGCCCACCCGUGAGGUGCGAGUCAUGAGUGCUCUCACAGGGGCAGUGCGAAGCCAUCUAUGUGCCUUGGCUUGCCUUGGGGGGGGUACACAGUGGCGGAGUGUCACAGGCGCCGCGUGCACUGCAUGCUGCCGUGGACCACCUCUUGGCUCGCUCUCCUCCUCUUCUCCACUUCGUUGCCCAUUUACCUGCCCUCCUUCGCCCGUCUUACCUUGCCUUUCACUGCAACCAAGCCCCACCCCAUGCCCUUACGCUUGCCCUUCCAUGCCCCCUUGUGCACUUUGUCCGCGCUCUCGCGCCGGUCCCCGCGGAUGAGGUGGCGUUGGGCGCCUGCACUGCCGUCGCUGCCUCCUCCUCAUCCUCCCCUUCAACCCCUCUCUCGCCCACUCACCAACGCCCCCAUACCCGCCCUCCCCUCCUCCCUCCUCGCACUCUCCCCCUCCACGAUCCACCUCCCUUCCCCUCCUUCCCCUCCCCUCUCCCUGCCGCUCGCUUCCGCCUGCCUCACCCCUGCCGUCCUCACCUCGCUGUGGCGCCUCUAUCUGUCGCCCGCCACGCCUGCGCCUGGCAC
Closterium sp. NIES-67 is the source of this 1433-nucleotide messenger RNA. The record is from the annotation of a GenBank genome assembly. Lineage: Eukaryota; Viridiplantae; Streptophyta; Zygnematophyceae; Desmidiales; Closteriaceae.